CGCUUGGCCCGCUGCAAGCCAGAGCUGUGGUCAUGUCCCGUCACCGGUCAGCGUGGUCGGGGACGCAGCUGGUCCGGAUCGCGGGCAGCUUAGCCGGACGGUUCGGGCGGGCGGCGGGCACGGCGGCCUCAGGGAAUCUUUGUGAUACAUACUGUUUAGCGCACGUUGACCCUUUACUAGUGUCGAAGUGACAUAUUCAGUGUGCAUUUCCUCGGUGGAGCCUCCUUUCUUUAAUAGGAAAGCUCAAGUAGAAAUUGAAGGAUGGGAAACAAUGCACCAUCAUCUCUGGGGAAGUCAACAAGUAGUCCUGUGAACCAGAUCCAAGAAACAAUUUCUGACAAUUGUGUGGUUAUUUUCUCAAAAACAUCUUGCUCUUAUUGUACAAUGGCCAAAAACAUUUUCCGUGACAUGAAUGUUAAUUAUAAAGCUGUGGAAUUGGACAAGCUAGAAUAUGGGAGCCAGUUUCAAGAUGCUCUUCACAAAAUGACAGGUGCAAGAACUGUUCCAAGAAUAUUUGUCAAUGGAACUUUUAUUGGAGGAGCAACUGACACUCAUAGGCUUCAUAAAGAAGGAAAACUGCUUCCACUAGUUCGCCAGUGUUACCUUAAAAAAAAUAAGAGAAAUGAAGUUCAGUAGAUAGUCAUCAUGCAUAAUGUCAGAUACAAUGAUCAUAUCUGUUAAAUCCUUUUAAUUGUUUGAGGAUGUUUAAGUAUGUGUGUUACUUUCAUGAGGACUAUUAAUAAUGAACAAUAAAUUGUCAUGAGAUGUAUUUGAAACUGAAA
Messenger RNA from Jaculus jaculus (lesser Egyptian jerboa), 782 nucleotides. RefSeq names its product glutaredoxin 2 (gene Glrx2). Lineage: Eukaryota; Metazoa; Chordata; Mammalia; Rodentia; Dipodidae. The record is from RefSeq and is a predicted model, not a curated record. The transcript is spliced from 5 exons. The coding region runs from base 262 to 636 and encodes 124 amino acids.